This is a messenger RNA of Haliotis rubra (blacklip abalone), 2908 nucleotides long. RefSeq names its product G2/M phase-specific E3 ubiquitin-protein ligase-like. The coding region runs from base 442 to 1263 and encodes 273 amino acids. The transcript is spliced from 7 exons. Lineage: Eukaryota; Metazoa; Mollusca; Gastropoda; Lepetellida; Haliotidae. The record is from RefSeq and is a predicted model, not a curated record. Gene Ontology annotation, molecular function: ubiquitin-protein transferase activity.
GUUAAACGGUAGUCUCAGUAAUGAGGAUGCUUUUGCUGUUGCUAUUGCUGCAAAUCUGAACCCAGAGGAGGCAGAUCUUGGAAGGCCAUUGAGAGAUGAACCUACUGGUUCUACAACGCCUUGUCCGGGAGCAUCUAAGUCGAUGUAUGGAGUUUCGAGUCAGUCGGUUCUGCGUCAACAGGAACAACAUCUGGUCCAGCAGCAUGGCCUUCUUCAAGGAUGUUUGUGUAUCAAACAGGGGCUAAAGAGUUAAUGGUGACUUUCACUGAUUCUGCUGGCAGACGUGAGGAUGGCGUCGACACAGGGGGACCAUGUUGAGAGUAUCUACGUCUGCUGCUGGAGUCCAUCGUCGCCGACAGCAGGCUGCUUCGCGGGGAUGAAAACCAAGGAUUUCUGAUUCGACCCAACAUAUCUGCCUAUUUAAAGAAGCACUUCCGGGUCAUGGGGGUCAUGCUGGCCACCAUCAUUGCUCAAGGUGGACAACCUCCCGCCAUAUUUGCUCCUCCUGUCGUUGAUGCUAUACUGGAUAAAGAUGAGAUGCCGUCUGUGGAUUAUGUGCCCGACACACGGAAGAGAAAAUCUUUAAAAAAGGUGUCGGAAGCUCGAGACGCGACCGAGCUACGGGAGGCUCUAGAGGAGUGUGACUGGAGAUACGACCUGGACGGUAUCCCCUCUUAUGUUACCAUGGCCAGUAGAGAUGAGUUCCUCAAAGGAUGUGUCCAGCAUUUCGUCAUACUGCAGAGCAAGCCAAUGCUUGACCAGCUGAUUGAAGGCUUGCGUCACUGCGGGAUUCUGGAUCUCAUCAGAAGUCACACGUUACGAGAUUUGCUUGAGUAUAAAUCGGAUGUUGAGGUCACGGCCGAAAGGGUUAUGGAUCUGCUGAGACCAGAUGAGCCUUGCCAUAGCGACGAACAACAGAUCCUUGACAACCUAAGCAGAUUCCUACAAGCAGCUGAAAGUGGCAGCUUGUGUGGCGUGCUCAGGGAGAGCCAGCGUUUGACCCGAAGUCAGACCGAGUUUGCGCGGAGAUUAACUCCAGGGAGACUGCUAGCGUUUGUUACCGGAUGUAGUAGGGAACCAGCUGGCGGGUUCGUGCCCAAACCCAGCAUUGUGUUUAACAGAGCCACCUGGCGGCUGCCAUCGGCCUCUACAUGCAGUAACCAGAUCCUGAUCACAGUGCACCAGAACUCGCUGGAGUUCCAUAGCUUUUGUCAAGCGAUGAUGACGUCAAUGAUGAAUGGCGAAAACUUUACAACCGCCUAGGUUUCUUGUUAUCGUCUUUAGUUUUCUCAUGUAAAACUGACUUAAAAGAUUUGUUGUGGUAGAUAUUGCACAAAUAGAGAUUCCUACACGACUGACUCUCACAUACGGUUUAUCAUUCGAGUUGUCUCAAAACGCGAACAUCGUGUUGUAAGAUAAAUCAUAUCUUGAAGGCAUGAAGUAUUACGUUUCUCGUACACCCUUAACUCAAAUGGACAUAUAUGUUGUCUUUUCUUAUUAUUACAGUGGGACGUGUAUACGUGGCACAACGUUCAUUUCACUAUCCUUCUUCUAUGGUGGUUGUAUGCCUCCGCGUGUUGUCGAUAGGAUCACUUUGUUGUAUAAAAGUGGCUUGUCACUCGCCUCACUGUCACAGUUGUAGUAGCCAGUUUGGAUACGGGCGUAAUCCGUCGUAAUUUGACCUUUGGUCAUCACCAUAGAGUAGCCAAUCACAGACAGGCAACCCAUCUCAUACAUAUGCCUGAUGCAAGUCAUAUUUCAUAGGUUCUUCACUCACUCAGUUAGAGACCUUUCCCUACUUUGUAUACUAUUAGCCUCACUAUCCCUUCUUUGUUCACCACUAUCCCUUCUUUGUACUACACUGUCCCUUCUGUGUACACCACUAUCCCUUCUUUGUACACUAGUUUUGGGAUAAGCUAUUUUUGAAGGAACUAAACUUUGACACAAAAUUUGCUCCCAAGCUAACGUGUUUCUGUAUGCUGAUGAAUAUGUACCUUCCUUCACCUUCCUUAGGUGUCUGUGUUUGAAGCCAUGUGUUCUUUCUACGAAGAUUUCCAUUCAAAAAGUGUUUUGUGGUUCUUGCUCAGAUAUCGGAAACGUUCAGUGGACUCUGCUUGUAACAGAAACGUCUCCCUGUGAUAGAAACAGAUUUAUCGAUUCUUAACAUUUAAACUUCAAUAUUGUAUAUUGACAUCUCAUUAUUUCUUGGACUGCAAUCUCAACAUGUGUUUGUUUUAUUUGAUAACGAUACCAAUUAAUUCGUUUACAUUUUUAUCAAAUUUUACCAGUAGCAAUGCAACAUUUACUCAUCUUAGGGCUAAUGGAGUUUUAUGCACACGGCCUGUUGUACGGCGACCGCCGAAAACAUUGUCACCAAAGAGUGAAACUUAACAUAACUGUCCAACCAAUUUCAGAGGUUCGAUUCCUAUUGUCUUAAUAUCCAUUUCGAUAAAAAGCUAUUUAAGGACAUUAUUGAACCAUUGCCUUUUUUAUAAUGUAAUGAAAUUGGGGAUUCGUCUCGCUGAAUCGUGCCAUCGCCUUAGGCAGAGACUUAUGAUCAGGAAUUGUUUGGUCUUUUUUAUUACUUUGUUGAAUGUUUAUAUCUUUGUUUUUAAUAUGUUUACCUUGUUUUGACAGUUAUUCAAUACUCAAACUGAAUGUAGAUACUGUAUACAUCUUAUCGCCUGAAACUGCCAGAGAGAGGGAGCUGAAGUAUAUAUCCUUGCUUCUCAUUCUGAUGAUAUAUAUUGUUCUGAUGAUUAGAUUUUUGUCCCUUGAGACCGGCAACAACUUUUGUUAUGCUAUCCUUGAUGUUAUGAUAUUUUUCACUGCUAACUGUCCAAAUGAGACACCGUGGCACUGUUGUUUUGUUAGUAUACAAGUGUGAUUAAAACCUUCAUUGAUCUUA